This is a messenger RNA of Drosophila elegans, 2797 nucleotides long. RefSeq names its product protein mab-21-like. Lineage: Eukaryota; Metazoa; Arthropoda; Insecta; Diptera; Drosophilidae. The transcript has 3 exons. The coding region runs from base 626 to 1732 and encodes 368 amino acids. The record is from RefSeq and is a predicted model, not a curated record.
GAGAUACUCUCGUGCAGUCGGCCAAACUGCACUUUCAGCGCUUUUUAUCUGCCGAAGCUGUAAAUAUCCGCGAGAUUUACAACGCCAGCGAGCGACUCGAGUAUCGGAAUCGCUUGGCGGACUCAAACUCAGACUCGGAAUCGGAUUUGGUGUCGUUUUUGUACUCGUACUCGAAAUCGCCAUCGGUAUCGCCUUUUAGCACAACGCAUCAUCAUUCGGCCUGCGAUUCGCCAUUGCAGAUACUGUAUCUGCGGGCCACUGCAGCCGCGCGAAUUCAAGAGGCAAAAGCCAAAAGCCAAAAUCCAAAAUCCAGAUAUACAUAUACAGUACUCGGUACCGCCAGUCGUGCUCCACUUGUGCCCAUUGUUGCUCUGCUGUCACCGUAACUCACAAUUGAAUUGUUCCUUUGUUCUGUUUCGGUUUCUGUUUCUGUUUCCGUUUCUGUAGCGGCUUAAAAAAGAGACCCGCUCCCGAAUUUCGCAUAAUUGGCUGGCCGCCGCUGGCUUUCAAGUUGGCCGCCAGACCAAGUGUCGCCGUGGAAAAGAUACAGAUACUUGCACUGGCACCACGGACAUAGAUACAGAUACUGACUGGCAGUCAAGCGCGGAAAAGUGAGAUAGAUACCAUGCUGGUGCCGCCGGACAUGAUGGCCGCCCAGACGCGCAUGGUCUACCAGAUGAACCGAUUCUGCGCGGAGCGAGUCCAGGCCAGGAUGUUCAAGACGGCCACCGCCAUCCGCGAGAUCUGCAAGAUCGUCCAGGACAUCCUCAAGGAGGUGGAGCUGCAGGAGCCGCGCUUCAUCUCCAGCCUCGUCGAGUGCAAUGGCAGAUUCGAGGGCGUGGAGGUCAUAUCGCCGAAUGAGUUCGAGAUAGUUCUCUAUCUAAAUCAGAUGGGCGUCUUCAACUUUGUGGACGAUGGCACCCUGCCAGGAUGUGCUGUGCUGAAGCUGAGCGAUGGCCGGAAGCGGUCCAUGUCCCUGUGGGUGGAGUUCAUCACGGCCAGCGGCUACUUGUCAUCUCGGAAGAUCCGGGCUCGAUUCCAAACGCUGGUGGCCCAGGCCUGCGACAAGAGUGUCUACCGCGACUUGGUCAAAAUGGUGGGCGACACCAGCGAGGUGAAGCUGCGCAUUCGGGAGCGAUUCGUGGUCCAGAUCACGCCCGCUUUCAAGUGUUCCGGCAUCUGGCCGAGAUCGGCGGCCCACUGGCCGGUGCCCCAUCUACCCUGGCCUCAUCCCAAUAUCGUGGCGGAGGUCAAGACCGAGGGAUUCGACCUCUUGUCCAAGGAGAGCAUAGUCAUGCAGAACAAGAACAACAAUGCGGCCAGCAUGGAGGGCGAUGCCUGGGUCCUCAGCUUUUUCGAGGCCGAGAACAGGCUUCUGCAAGGUGGCUGUCGCCGGCGUUGUCUGAGCAUGCUGAAGACGCUGAGGGACAGGCACAUGGAGCUGCCCGGCAAUCCCAUCAGUGCGUACCACUUAAAGAACCUGCUGCUCUACGAGUGCGAGAAGCAUCCGCGGGACUUCGAGUGGGACGAGAGCUGCAUUGCGGACCGCAUCAACGGGAUCUUCCUGCAGCUGAUAUCCUGCCUGCAGUACCGCCGCUGUCCCCACUACUUCCUCCCUGGACUGGACAUGUUCAAGGGCAAGUCGCCCAGUGCUCUGGAGCAGGCCGCCAAACAGGUGUGGCGAUUGACCCGCGAGCUGCUCACCAAUGCCAACGCCUUCGAGAAGUUGUAAGGGGGCGUGGUCCGGGGCUUGGGAUGGGUCGAUUUUGGUGACGAAUAAUGCAUAUGUUUUUGUUAGGGAAAUAAUCUAUCAUCCGUUUUAUUUUGGUCCCUAAACAGCUAUUAUUGCCUUAAUUGAAGAUUGUUAUAAUUGUGUUUUUUAUUUAAAGGUAAUACACACAUAGUGUAAUAAAGUUUACCUUUAAUGGAUUUCAUUUCCUUGAGAGUUAGUUUUUCCUGAGUAAAAAAAGGGACUUUAACUAGAUAAGUGACUUUCCUCCAGUAUAAGUGUAUUCCCCUGUGUUUUCGCAGUCAUCCAAAUAUCGACCCAUCUGAAUGUGGGGAGUGUGUGUAUUGUGUGGGGUGCCAAGUCUGCCGGAGAUUCAAGAUAUAUAUACGAAUAUAUAUAUAUAUAGCUCCUUGGCGGCCAUUUUGUGCCAUGUCCGUGUGCCUGUGUUUGUCUGCGAGAGCGUGAGUGUGUGUGUGUGUGCGAAAGUGUUAAUGCGGAGAUGCGAGAUAAGUCCACUCCCCAUUUCGACUCCGACCCCGACUCGACUCGAUUUGCGAUAUAUAUCUGCCCAUCCAGGCGUUUCGGCUAAGCCUCGAAUAUUGUUUUUAAUAACUCGCCCCUCGACGCUCACGAUGCAUCCUUUGUUUGCCCAUCGAACAAUGAGCUCGCCAACUUCCAGAUCCCGGAUGGAAAAAAAAAAACGAAAAUCAAACAAAAAAAAAGAGCAUUUGGCCAGGCGGCUCCUUUUACACGGGCCACUCAACGUAUACGAUUGUUUCACAGUUCGCAGCAGAUCCUAGAUCAAAGCAAAAACGAAACACAAAAAAGGAACUAUACACAUAUAUCGCUUAAAAUAUGAGAGAGAGAUUCCAUUGAUGAUCGUUCCAAGUCCAACUUUACAUUGUUUUUUUAAUACCUAUAUAUAUAUACAUAUAUGUAUGUCGAUGUCUAUUAUGCGAUGCCUAACAUUUACCACGAUUAUCCACAGUUUGUUUUAAGUACAACAUAAUCCUAGAUUGCUUAAGUGAAAAGAAAUGUUUGAAUAAAUUCAAGAGUAGCCAAAGGCAA